AUGGGGAGGGGUAAGAUUGAGAUCAAGAGGAUUGAGAACUCAAGCAAUAGACAAGUUACCUACUCAAAGAGAAAGAAUGGGAUCCUUAAGAAGGCAAAGGAAAUCACAGUUCUUUGUGAUGCACAAGUUUCCCUUAUCAUCUUUGCUGCUUCUGGAAAGAUGCAUGAUUACAUAAGCCCAUCUACAACGUUGAUUGACAUCUUGGAGAGAUACCACAAAACCUCUGGGAAGAGGCUUUGGGAUGCAAAGCAUGAGAACCUUAACGGCGAAAUCGAAAGACUGAAGAAAGAGAAUGACAGCAUGCAAAUUGAGCUCAGGCACUUGAAAGGGGAAGAUAUCAACUCACUGAACUACAAGGAGUUGAUGGGCUUAGAAGAUGCCUUGGAAAAUGGUCUCCUAACUGUCCGCGAGAAACAGAUGGAACUAUACAGGAUGUUCAGGAGAAAAGACAAGAUCUUGGAGGAGGAGAACAGGGAACUUAAUUUUAUCCUGCAACAAAGAAUGGCAGUGGAAGAUGCGAGAGAUGUGGACAAUGGAUUUGAUCAGAGCGUAAGGGAUUUCAAUUCUCAGAUGCCUUUUGCGUUUCGUGUGCAGCCUAUGCAACCAAAUCUUCAAGAGAGGAUCUAAAUUAGCUGCUAUGGUCUUAAGCU
Molecule: messenger RNA, 650 nt
Organism: Gastrolobium bilobum
Lineage: Eukaryota; Viridiplantae; Streptophyta; Magnoliopsida; Fabales; Fabaceae
Product: agamous-like MADS-box protein MADS9
Exons: 7
Coding region: 1-627 (208 amino acids)
Biological process (GO): positive regulation of transcription by RNA polymerase II
Cellular component (GO): nucleus
Molecular function (GO): RNA polymerase II cis-regulatory region sequence-specific DNA binding; protein dimerization activity; DNA-binding transcription factor activity, RNA polymerase II-specific
Source: RefSeq, a predicted model, not a curated record